GCCGUGCUGGCCGCCCAUUGGCCGCAGCCCCAGAGCGGGGGCGGAACCGCGCCUGACUGACAGCUCGCCAGCGCCACAUGACUCCCCCGCCCCCGCUCCUCCGUUGGGGGGGAAGGGCCGGGCCCCCCCCCCUCGUCACUCACCUGAGCCGCCCCCACGCGGGGCCGCGACCCUCGGCCCCGGUCCCGCUUCAUCCGCGCCCCCCCCGCCGCGCGCCCCGAAACCCCCCGGGCCGGGGGCAACAAAAAUUGAUUAAAAAAAAACAUCCCAGGGCAGAAAAGGGAGCCACGCGCUACGUCACCCGCGCCCCGAUUGGCUCCCCGCCGUCACGUGGCGCCCCCGCAGCUCCCACGGCCCCAUUCAUCCCCCCCCCGCCCUCCCGCCCGGCGGGACCCGCCGCGGCUCCGCGGGGUCCUAGCGCCGGCCCCGCGGGGGAUGGCGCUGCGCAUGCGCGCUGCGGGGCCGCUGCAGCGGGGCGCAGGGGGCACCCACGGGUGUCCGUGGCGGGGCGGGGCGGGGCGGGGGUGCCCACGGGUGUGGGGCGUUGCAAGGGUGCACGGCAUGGCGGGGGUGCGCCCGUGGGGGUGUCAGCCCCCCCAGAGGCGCCGGCGCACGCCGUGUCCGAGGUUCUGUUCUGCCAGCCGGAGGCGCCGUCGCUGGGCCUGGCUCUGACCUUCGACGCCGACCAGCUCUUCUGGUUCGACUUCCCCAUGUCGCGCUGGACGCCGCGGCUGCCCGACCUGCCCCCCUGGCCCCCCGGCCUGGAGACGCCCCCCCAGCUCCUGCAGGACGCCACCUUCUGCCAGCAGCUGCGCCGCGCCUUCACCGCGCUGGCCACCGGCCAGAUCCCCGAGGCCAGGGGCGUCCCGGUGGCCACGGUGUUCCCGCAGGCCCCGCCGGCGCUGGGCGAGCCCAACACGCUGGUGUGCCUGGUGGAGAACAUCUUCCCGCCGGCCGUGACCGUGGGCUGGCGGCUGCACGGCGUCCCCGUCACCCGCGGCGUCACCCACACCCACUACACGCCCACGGCCGACAUGGCCUUCGUGCGCUUCUCCUACCUCCCGGUGACGCCGGCCGCCGGCGACGUCUACAGCUGCGUGGUCACCCGCGAAGGGGACAACUCGUCCGUCAUCGCCUACUGGGUGCCGCAGGACAGCAGCCCUGCCGAGGAGCUGGAGACGGCGCUGUGCGGCGCGGCCAUGGCGCUGGGCGUGCUGCUGGGGCUGCUGGGGGUUGCCAUGAUGGUGGUGACGUGGCGCAGAGAGCGGGGCUGAGCGCCGUGGGCGCGCAGGACGGAGCCGCUCGGCGCUGGAGCCAAGAUGCUGGAGGGGGGGGGAUGGGGUGGGCCGGGGCUUCCCCUCCCCCGUUGGCAUUAAACCCCGUUGUGGCUGCGCCCGGA
This is a messenger RNA of Columba livia (rock pigeon), 1399 nucleotides long. Its product is annotated as class II histocompatibility antigen, M alpha chain-like. The transcript has 5 exons. Bases 78 to 1274 code for a protein of 398 amino acids. NCBI's taxonomy places the organism in Eukaryota, Metazoa, Chordata, Aves, Columbiformes, Columbidae. Gene Ontology annotation, biological process: immune response; antigen processing and presentation. The record is from RefSeq and is a predicted model, not a curated record. Gene Ontology annotation, cellular component: membrane; MHC class II protein complex.